Messenger RNA from Capsicum annuum, 3387 nucleotides. Its product is annotated as formin-like protein 6. Gene Ontology annotation, biological process: actin nucleation; actin cytoskeleton organization. Lineage: Eukaryota; Viridiplantae; Streptophyta; Magnoliopsida; Solanales; Solanaceae. The record is from RefSeq and is a predicted model, not a curated record. Gene Ontology annotation, molecular function: actin filament binding. Bases 158 to 2914 code for a protein of 918 amino acids. The transcript has 5 exons.
ACUACAAGCACAAAUCUAGAUUCCACCAUACCCUUUUGAAAGUGUAGCUGCUUAAAGAAGCUUUUCUCUCUCUCUACAUCUUGAGCGACACCACUGGAGAUUGUGGAAACAAAAACCACAAGAAGAUGAGUUGUAGAAAAAGAAGAAGAAACACACAAUGAGAGCUCAUCCCAUUUGCAAUUUUUCAAUAAAACUACUAUUACUAAUUGUCACUACUUUUGCAACAGCAAACACCCAAAUUCAAGAUCUCAUUAACAAUCCCAAAACAAGAAGAAUUCUUCAUCAGCCACUUUUUCCAGACACUUCGUCAUACCCACCUCCACCUCCACCCCCACCACCACUAGUUUCUGAACCCAUUUUCCCCACCCCAGACCACCCCUUUUUCCCAGAAGUCCCCUCUAUAGCAACCCCAGAUCAAACGCCACAACAAGAAGUUCAACCAAUUCAACCAAAUGGGACACCAGUUUCAAGAACAAGCCCAAUUUCCUCUCAUCCAACAAACCCAACCAAGAAACUGGCAAUUGCAGUGUCUGUUGGCAUUGUCACUCUUGGAAUGCUAUCCGCUUUGGGAUUCUACAUCUACAAACACAAAGCUAAACACCCUGAUGAAACCCAAAAGCUCGUUAGUAACAACAGUAGGAACAACUCUCAUCGAGCCAAUGAAGAAUCAAGAAUGCCACCUUCCAAUUUUCUUUACAUUGGAACAGUUGAACCAUCAUCAUCCUCUCAACAAACCCAAGUGAACCACUCCAAUAGUGUUGCUAAUAAUGCUUCACCUUAUAGGAAACUUAGCCCUGCUAAGAAAUCAGACAGGUCUAGACCAAGUCCAGAACUUCAACCACUUCCUCCAUUGAGAAGUACUAGAGCCUUCCCUCCUCCUACCAUAACAAAUUCACCUGAUCAAAGAAUUUCAUCGUCCGACGAAGAAAAUCAUCUUCGUGAAAUCAAAAUUUACAAGCCAUAUAAUAUUAGUAGUAGUGGUAACAUAGUGACUAAAUCUAGAGUAGAAAAUCAUGUGAAUAAUAAUUCAAUUCCCCAUUCAAAGAGAACUUCUCCGAGAUUGUCCCUUUUGUGUUCAUCACCUGAUAUAAAACGCCCAAUAAUACCAUCAGUGAAGCAAGCUUCACCGCCAUCUCCACCACCACAACAAGAACAAGAACUUACAUUGCAGCAAAAGAAGCCAAGUCUAACUUAUGUUGUGCCACAAAGGGUGAAAUUCUCUGCGCUACCACCUCCACCAGAUAUAGCAAGGCUUAAAUCAAUAAGCAACCAAUCCCAUGAAAUGUCAAAAGUUCAAGCUCCAGCUCCCCCUCCACCACCGCCUCCACCUCCACCUCCACCUCCGCCUCUGCCUCCACUAUCAGCCUCCCAAAAAAUUGGAGGCAGAGUCGGCUCAAGGGCAACCAAUUCUGUUGAGCCGCCUAUGCUUGAAAGAUCACAAAGAAGUUCCCCUUCAAUAUCUUCCAAUGUAAAGCCUCAAUCAAAUACUCCCGCACCAAAAUCAACAUAUCUGGGUGAGAAGAGAAGUCCUUUCGAAGAACAACACAGAGGAGCCAUACAUGAUAUCGACACUACAGAUGAGUCAAAGCCCAGAUUGAAGCCAUUACAUUGGGACAAAGUACGAGCAACUUCCAAAAGAGCCACGGUGUGGGAUCAAUUGAAAUCGAGCUCUUUCCAAUUAAAUGAGGACAUGAUGGAGUCACUCUUUGGAUGUAAUUCUGUAAAUUCAGUCCCAAAUGAAGUCACCAAGAAAUCAGUCUGUUCUCUGGUUGAGAAGGAGAACAGAGUUCUUGACCCAAAAAAAUCACAGAACAUUGCCAUAAUGUUGAGAGCAUUGAAUGUAACAAAGGAUGAAGUAUCUGAUGCGCUUUUAGAUGGUAAUGCAGAAGGAUUGGGGCCUGAACUUCUGGAGAGUUUGGUCAAGAUGGCUCCAACAAAGGAAGAAGAGAUAAAACUAAGAGAUUACAAUGGGGAUACUUCAAAAUUAGGGUCUGCAGAACGAUUCCUCAAGGCUAUUCUUGAUGUACCAUUUGCCUUCAAAAGAGUAGAAGCCAUGCUAUAUCGAGCAAAUUUUGAUGCUGAAGUAAAGGAUCUGAGGAAGUCUUUCCAAACACUUGAGGAAGCAAGUCAAGAACUGAAGAACAGCAGACUAUUUCUCAAACUCCUUGAAGCUGUUCUCAGAGCAGGAAACCGCAUGAAUGUUGGCACUAAUCGUGGUGAUGCAAGAGCUUUCAAACUUGAAACUCUUUUGAAAUUGAUAGAUAUAAAGGGAACAGAUGGAAAGACAACUUUGCUUCACUUUGUGGUUCAGGAGAUUAUUAGAUCAGAAGGGCUGGAUUCUGAUACUAAGGAUGAUAACCUUCCUAAUAUAUCAAAUAUCAAAUUCAAAGAGGAAGAAUUCAAGAAGCAAGGAUUGCAGGUAGUUGCUGGAUUAAGCAGAGAACUUGGCAAUGUCAAAAAAGCAGCAGGAAUGGACUCGGACGUCCUAAGUGGCUAUGUAUUGAAGCUUGAGGCAGGACUUGUUAAAGUUAGAUCCGUUUUGCAGUACGAAAAGAAAAGCAUGGAAGGGAACUUUUUUGAGUCAAUGAGAGUAUUUCUAAAGGAUGCAGAAGAUGGUAUAGUGAGGAUCAAGGCGGAAGAAAGAAAAGCUUUGUCGAUGGUCAAAGAGGUGACGGAAUAUUUCCAUGGUGAUGCUGCAAAAGAGGAGGCUCAUCCUCUCAGAAUAUUUAUGAUUGUAAGAGACUUCCUCUGCAUAUUGGAUAGUGUGUGCAAAGAUGUCGGAAUGAUGCAGGACAGAACAAUGGUUGGUGCUGCCAGGUCAUUCAGAAUAGCUACAACUGCAUCACUUCCAGUCUUAAACAGAUACAACGUGAGACAAGAUAGGAGUUGGGACGACGAUAGCUCAUCACCUUGACAUUUAUGUGCAAAAAAAUGAUGCUAGGUUCUCAAAGUUCGUUACAAUCCACAUUGCUCAGAUUCUCUAAAAAUGUAGCCACGCCCGUGCCAAAAGAUUAUGCAUUUUUGGACACAGACGCAUCAGCAAAUCUAGAGGAUCCAUCCAGACAACAGGAAAGCAGCAUCACAAGGAGAAUGAGCAUUUGGUCUUUGUAAGUUAAGAUGGAUUAGCAUUGAAUCUCCCAGCUCAAUAAUGAGGGAAAUGUAAACGGACUAGGCGUCACACACAUAAGAAUAAGAGGCUGCAGCAUUCUGGGAUGCUGUCAAAAGCAAUAUGAUCAAUUUUAAAUUAUAGAGAUUAUUCCUUCUUUCUGUGUAGACCUAGAUAAGGAAGUUUUAUUCAUCUGUAUACAUAGUAAAGACAUAAAAGUUCAGAUUUUGAUGUUAUGAUUUCAGCGACAUAAUGAAAUUCAUUCUCCUCUUUUUGUUAUA